UUAUGCAAUGAUAAUAAUGAUGACGAAUAAAUGGAAUUGAUGGUAUAAAUAAUCGCGAAAUACUUUGCCAGACUUCAGUACUCUUCAAAAUGAAACACGCGCUGUUACUGUUUUUACUUAUCGGAAUUUCUCUUGAGGAUGACGUUGACCAAGGUUACUACGAGUUGAUGAAUAAUUUUAUUACCGGAGCGAGUGAAUUUCCGGCUCCUGAAAAAUUAGCGAGAGGCGUUUUUACUAAAGACUUAGUUCUUUAUUCGAGUUAUUAUAUGAGUGAAAUGUUACAAGAUUUUUUACUCGAGUAUUAUCAGCAGGCAUCAAGAGCAAAAAAUGGAAUGAUCAGAGACAUGAAAAAUUCAGUUGAAAGAUUGACAGAAUUAUUUAUACGUUCAACAAUUCCGCCUGAAGAUGAUAUGAAGAGAGUAAAUAAUUUAUUAGAAAAAUUACUAAAGUGCUUACCGGGUAAUGUCAAAAUAAAACGUAAAGCAUUGCCGCCGUUACCGCCGCCCAAUCAAGUGGAGACUCAUCUGGGAAAUGAAGAGCUGUCAAGUCUUUAUCUGGACCUCGCUGGACGCAUAGACAGAGAUUUAAAGAGUAUUCGUGAUCUUGUAGACGGAGUACUUUUGUCUGGAUGGGAGAAAGCUAGACUGUCUUUCAAUAAAGUUCAAGAUCAACUGAGGGAAGAUCAUUUAAAUCCAAUGCUUUGGUCAUUUUCCGCGGAAAUAAAUAAAAUAAAUGACAAAGAAGCGAUUAUUAAACAACACGUGACGAACGACACUUGGCAAGCUUAUAGAGAACUCAAUCAACGAGUUAACUCAGCUCUGCAAUCACUUUAAAUAUUUAUACAUGCAAUUUUUAUAUUAUAUGAACAUAGAUAUAUUUGUUAUUUUAAUAAUUAUAAUUAUUUUUUAU
Molecule: messenger RNA, 909 nt
Organism: Cotesia glomerata
Lineage: Eukaryota; Metazoa; Arthropoda; Insecta; Hymenoptera; Braconidae
Exons: 3
Coding region: 90-833 (247 amino acids)
Source: RefSeq, a predicted model, not a curated record